Messenger RNA from Phaedon cochleariae (mustard beetle), 1774 nucleotides. Lineage: Eukaryota; Metazoa; Arthropoda; Insecta; Coleoptera; Chrysomelidae. The record is from the annotation of a GenBank genome assembly.
UACGGAACUAACCUAUUUCACUACUAGUAAAGUAAGCAAAAACACGUGUGAUUUUCUUUGAUUCCUCAAGUUUUAAACCAUGACGGACAACGAUAAUAUUGGAUUGAAAACGAAGAAAAAGAAAAAGUUGGAAGAUUUGAGCAAAUUACAAAAAGAAAUUGCCUUCUCCAUAGAACCUUCUGAAAGGAUAGCAAAGCUAGACACGUCCCAAUGGCCGUUACUGUUGAAAAACUACGAUCGCCUAAAUGUGAGAACAAACCACUAUGUACCAAUACCUACAGGGUCAUCUCCUUUGAGAAGAAACAUAAGCGACUAUGUUAGGUCAGGAUAUAUCAACUUGGAUAAGCCUAGUAACCCAAGUAGUCAUGAAGUUGUUGCUUGGAUUAAACGCAUCCUCAAAGUGGAGAAAACAGGUCACUCUGGUACUCUAGAUCCCAAAACCACAGGGUGUCUCAUAGUAUGUAUUGAUAGAGCAACAAGGUUGGUGAAAUCUCAACAAGCUGCUGGUAAACAGUAUGUGACUGUAUUCAAACUGCAUUCUGCUGUGGAUUCCAUUAAAACAGUGACUCAGGGCUUGGAGAGACUGAAAGGAGCAUUGUUUCAAAGACCUCCUCUGAUAUCGGCAGUUAAAAGGCAGUUGAGAGUCAGAAAAGUGUAUGAUAGCAAACUAUUGGAUUAUGAUGAGACCAGGAAUAUGGGUGUUUUCUGGGUCAAAUGUGAGGCAGGUUCUUACAUUCGUACAAUGUGUGUCCACUUAGGCUUGAUGGUGGGAACUGGGGGACAGAUGUUGGAACUUAGGAGAGUUCAGUCUGGGAUUAAUGGUGAGGGAGAUGACACUGCCACACUACAUGAUGUACUGGAUGCCCAAUGGUUAUAUGACAACCAUGCAGAUGAAACCUACCUGAGAAGAGUGAUAAAGCCAUUGGAAGGUCUCUUAGUCAAGCACAAGAGAAUAAUAAUGAAGGACAGCUCAGUCAAUGCUGUCUGUUAUGGUGCAAAGAUUCUACUUCCAGGAGUGUUGAGAUAUGAAGACAACAUUGAAUUGAAUGAAGAAAUUGUUAUUGUCACCACAAAGGGUGAAGCUAUAGCCCUUGGUAUAGCAAUGAUGACAACUGCAACUAUGGCCAGCUGUGAUCAUGGAGUUGUGGCAAAAAUAAAGAGAGUCAUCAUGGAGAGAGACACAUACCCUAGAAAAUGGGGGCUGAGCCACAGAGCAAGCCAAAAAAAGAUAUUGAUUUCUCAAGGACAACUAGACAAAUAUGGAAAGCCUAAUGAGAACACUCCUAAGGAGUGGUUACACAGCUAUGUCGAUUAUGCAGGAAAACAAGACGGCAAAGAAGCUGAGUCACCUGCCACACCUGCUCCAGUAGCAAAGGCUACAGAAGAACCUGAAGCUGUUGAGGAAAGCCCCAUUCCUAAGAAAAAGAAGAAGAAGAAGAAAUCAAAGGAUAGUGCUGAAGAAAGUACAACAGAAGCUAUGGAAACAGAGGCUACUGAGCCAGAUGCUUCUGUGGGUGAAACUGGUAGUGAAGCUGAGCGUAAAAAAGAGAAAAAGAAGAAGAAAAAGAAGCAUGCUGAAGAAGCUGAAGCUGAAUAGUUUUACUCAUGUUUCUGAGUAUUUUGAUUUUUAUAAAAUUUUGUUUCUUUAUUUUUUCUUUCAAUAUUCAGCAGUACAUUUCUUAAGGAAAAUUCAAAAUUCAUUGGUUUUUAUUGCCUUUCCUAAUUCAAACAGGGAAUAAAAUUUGACCCAUUUAUCUUCUGUUCAUCCUGUAUA